AUGUCGCGCUACGACACUGUCCGGCGCGGGGUCGACCCAUCCAACGCGCGAGAUUCGGCGGACUUACGGUGGUCCGGGGAUACGGAGUUCCUCCACACGCAUACACACUUAAAAAAAUCGACACGCCUACGGAAAGGCUCCUCUGCCUCUGCCUCUCCACAAGUUCAAAAAGCCCCACCCGGUCAUCAUCUCUUUUUCUCUCGCUCCACAAUCGAAGUCGUGCUCGAACGACAUCUCCUUCUCCUUCAAAUUCUCCCGUGCGCCUUCGAUUCUCCCCGAUCGCUCCACCGGCGCCGUACAUCUCCGACCUUCCGUACCGAUUUCGAUCCCCGUCUCCCCGGUUUCUCGAAUCGGUUUCCUGAUGGCGGACGUCGGCGAGCAAGUGACCAAGAUCGACGGCGACGAGGCGGUCCGCGAGGAGCCGCAGCAGGAGGGCCCCGCGUCCGCCGCCGUCGACGGGGCCGCCCCCGUCGCGCCCGAUGGCCUCGGCGCCGCCGGCGAUGGCGAUGGCGAUGGCGGCGGCGGCGGCGAUGGCUCCGGGCGGUCGCGGGAGGGGGCGAUGGGGACGCGGCGGAGGAGGCGGCGGCGGCGGCCGCGGCGGCGCAGGAGCCGCCGCAGCCGCAGGCGAAUCAGCCGUCCGCCAGCAGGACUCCGUUCACCGUCUUGAGUCAGGUCGAUGCCGACUUUGCUCUCGCCCGUAGGCUGCAGGAGCAGGAAAGGGCCUACAUGAUGCUUAGAUUUAAUAAUGACGGCAGUGAUUAUGGAAGUUGGGAAGGUGGGAGCUACAUACCAGACGAGGAUGAUGAUUUUGAGGAUCUUGAUGAUGAAACUGAUGACGAGGACGAUGAGGUUGAGGGCUCGCCUGAUGGCACUGAUCUGGAUGCUGGAGAUGCCUUCGAUGUGCAUGCUGCUGAAGAUGCUCAUGGAGGUAGCAACCAAGCUGUUGAACUUGAGCCAGAAAACUUCUCGAGUGAUGAGGCUUAUGCCCGAGCUUUACAGGAUGCUGAGGAGAGAGAAAUGGCAGCUCGAAUGCUGGCCCUUGCUGGGCUAAAUGAUCGGCUUGGUGAGGAAGAAGAAGAAGAAGAUGAUGAAGAAGAGGAUCAUCAUGAUAAUCAUCAGGGCGUGUGGGAGGAUGUUGAUGAGCUCUUAUAUGAAGAGUUGCUGGCCCUAGGUGAGGUGGUUGGAACUGAGAGUAGAGGGCUUUCAGCUGACACAAUUGCUUCUCUGUCUUCUGUUAGCUAUAAGACAGGCAGCAGUCAGCAUGGCACCAAUGAUUCGUGUGUCAUUUGCCGGUUGGAUUAUGAGGAUGGUGAGAAGCUAACUGUGCUAUCUUGCAAACAUUCAUACCAUUCAGACUGCAUAAAUAAUUGGCUGCAAAUAAACAAGGUCUGUCCUGUUUGCAGUGCCGAAGUCUCUGGAUCUCCGAACAGUUAGUGAAGUAUUGUCGCGGCUACAUGCUAUAGCUCAAAUAAUAGACGUAGGAGUUAAGUUCUUUACAAUGGCUAGCGACGCGAUUCAUACUCAUGCUCCUUCUGCGAGAAAGAUUACAUUGUCUUUGUAUCCUUCUGAUCCGUGGCAUGGACUUGAUCGUUCUCUUCUGGUUAUAUUAUAGUGUAUGAAACGAUAUGAAGUUCUUUCUUCCUUC
Messenger RNA from Eucalyptus grandis, 1645 nucleotides. Its product is annotated as E3 ubiquitin ligase BIG BROTHER-related. The transcript has 8 exons. Bases 1 to 1434 code for a protein of 477 amino acids. The record is from RefSeq and is a predicted model, not a curated record. NCBI's taxonomy places the organism in Eukaryota, Viridiplantae, Streptophyta, Magnoliopsida, Myrtales, Myrtaceae.